Sus scrofa (pig) is the source of this 3253-nucleotide messenger RNA. RefSeq names its product actinin alpha 1 (gene ACTN1). Gene Ontology annotation, molecular function: protein binding; calcium ion binding. The record is from RefSeq and is marked provisional. NCBI's taxonomy places the organism in Eukaryota, Metazoa, Chordata, Mammalia, Artiodactyla, Suidae.
GAGAGUGUGUCCGCCUCGCUCAGUGUGCGUGGAGAUUAGGUCCGAGCGCCGGAGCGAGGCAGCCAGUCCGCGAGCUCGAGCCGCCGGCGCCGCUCCCAGCAGCAGCCUUUGCGAGCAGCGCAGCGGCGGAACUGGGCGCAGGGGAGCUAGCUCGGCCCCGCCAGCCCAGCCCAGCCCAGCCCAACUACCUCCCCACGCGGGGCAGCAGCCGCAGCAGCCGCCGCCGGGAGAGAAGGUGGAGGAAGAAAUCCAGCCCCUAGCACGCGCGCACCACCAUGGACCAUUAUGAUUCCCAGCAAACCAACGACUACAUGCAGCCCGAAGAGGACUGGGAUCGAGAUCUGCUCCUGGACCCAGCCUGGGAGAAGCAGCAGAGAAAGACAUUCACAGCAUGGUGCAACUCCCACCUCCGGAAGGCAGGCACGCAGAUCGAGAACAUCGAGGAGGACUUCCGGGACGGCCUGAAGCUGAUGCUGCUGCUGGAGGUCAUCUCAGGUGAACGCCUGGCCAAGCCGGAGAGAGGCAAGAUGAGAGUGCACAAGAUUUCCAACGUCAACAAGGCCUUGGACUUCAUAGCCAGCAAGGGCGUCAAGCUGGUGUCCAUAGGAGCCGAAGAAAUCGUGGAUGGGAACGUGAAAAUGACCCUGGGCAUGAUCUGGACCAUCAUCCUCCGCUUUGCCAUCCAGGACAUCUCCGUGGAAGAGACUUCGGCCAAGGAAGGACUGCUCUUGUGGUGUCAGAGAAAGACAGCCCCUUACAAGAAUGUCAAUAUCCAGAACUUCCACAUAAGCUGGAAGGACGGCCUGGGCUUCUGUGCCUUGAUCCACCGACACCGGCCCGAGCUGAUUGACUAUGGGAAGCUGCGGAAGGAUGACCCACUGACAAAUCUGAACACGGCCUUCGAUGUGGCAGAGAAGUACCUGGACAUCCCGAAGAUGCUGGAUGCGGAAGACAUCGUCGGAACUGCCCGUCCUGAUGAGAAAGCUAUCAUGACUUAUGUAUCCAGCUUCUACCACGCCUUCUCUGGAGCCCAGAAGCUGCCUGCCUUCAUGUAGGCCUCAGGGGCCAGGUGGGCUGACCCUGUGCCCCCCUAAUCCCUAUAGGACAUCAACAAUGCCUGGGGCUGCCUGGAGCAGGCGGAGAAGGGCUAUGAGGAGUGGCUGCUGAAUGAGAUCCGGAGGCUGGAGAGGCUUGACCACCUGGCAGAGAAGUUCCGGCAGAAGGCCUCCAUCCACGAGGCCUGGACGGAUGGCAAAGAGGCCAUGCUGCGGCAGAAGGAUUACGAGACGGCCACCCUCUCAGAGAUCAAGGCCCUGCUCAAGAAGCACGAGGCCUUCGAGAGCGACCUGGCCGCCCACCAGGACCGCGUGGAGCAGAUCGCUGCCAUCGCGCAGGAGCUCAAUGAGCUGGACUAUUACGACUCACCCAGUGUCAACGCCCGGUGCCAAAAGAUCUGUGACCAGUGGGACAAUCUGGGGGCCCUGACCCAGAAGCGGAGGGAAGCUCUGGAGCGGACAGAGAAACUGCUGGAGACCAUUGACCAGCUGUACCUGGAGUACGCCAAGCGGGCCGCGCCCUUCAACAAUUGGAUGGAGGGGGCCAUGGAGGACCUGCAGGACACCUUCAUCGUGCACACCAUCGAGGAGAUCCAGGGACUGACCACAGCCCAUGAGCAGUUCAAGGCCACCCUCCCUGAUGCCGACAAGGAGCGCCUGGCCAUCCUGGGCAUUCACAACGAGGUGUCCAAGAUUGUCCAGACCUACCACGUCAACAUGGCGGGCACCAACCCCUACACAACCAUCACGCCUCAGGAGAUCAAUGGCAAAUGGGACCAUGUGCGGCAGCUGGUGCCGCGGAGGGACCAGGCCCUGACGGAGGAGCAUGCCCGCCAGCAGCACAACGAGAGGCUACGCAAGCAGUUUGGGGCGCAGGCCAAUGUCAUCGGGCCCUGGAUCCAGACCAAGAUGGAGGAGAUCGGGAGGAUCUCCAUCGAGAUGCACGGGACCCUGGAGGACCAGCUCAGCCACCUGCGGCAGUACGAGAAGAGCAUUGUCAACUACAAGCCCAAGAUCGACCAGCUGGAGGGCGACCACCAGCUCAUCCAGGAGGCGCUCAUCUUCGACAACAAGCACACCAACUACACCAUGGAGCACAUCCGUGUGGGCUGGGAGCAGCUCCUCACCACCAUCGCCAGGACCAUCAAUGAGGUGGAGAACCAGAUCCUGACCAGGGAUGCCAAGGGCAUCAGCCAGGAGCAGAUGAACGAGUUCCGGGCCUCCUUCAACCACUUUGACCGGAAGAAGACAGGCAUGAUGGACACGGAUGAUUUCCGCGCCUGCCUGAUCUCCAUGGGUUACAACAUGGGAGAGGCGGAAUUUGCCCGCAUCAUGAGCAUUGUGGACCCCAACCGCCUGGGGGUAGUGACGUUCCAGGCCUUCAUCGAUUUCAUGUCCCGCGAGACGGCCGACACGGAUACAGCAGAUCAAGUCAUGGCUUCCUUCAAGAUCCUGGCUGGGGACAAGAAUUACAUCACGGUGGACGAGCUGCGCCGUGAGCUGCCGCCUGACCAGGCCGAGUACUGCAUUGCGCGAAUGGCCCCGUACACCGGCCCCGACGCCGUGCCCGGUGCUCUGGACUACAUGUCCUUCUCCACAGCGCUGUACGGCGAGAGUGACCUCUAAGCCGCCCUGCCUGGUCCGCGACCUCGCCCCCAUCCGCCCGUGCGAGCCCCGCCCUCCGCCUCUGCUGCCCCCGCCCCUCCGCCCCUUCCAGCCCGGGUUUGGUUUCUGCGCUCCGCCUCCAAAGGGGCGAGCUGGGACCCACGGGGCAUCAAGCCUCCCUGCCCGUGAAGUGACAGUUUACAAAAUUAUUUUCUGCAAAAAAGAAAGUUACGUUAAAAAAAGUAAAAAACCAAAAAAACCACAUAUUUUAUUAUAGAAAAAAGUAUUUUUUUCUCCACCAGACUUAAAUGGAAAAGAGGAAAAAUUAACUAUUUGCACCGAAAUGUUUUGUUUUGUUGUGACAGGAAAAUAACCAAGCACAAUGUUAUAUCCAUCCUUUUUAUCGAUUUUUUUUUUUUUUUUCUAUCUGUACCAUCUGCUGUAUUCAUUUCUCCAAUCUCAUGUCCAUCUUGGUGUGGGAGUGGGGGUGGGGGUAGGGGAUAAUCUUGUCAAAAGGCACAUUGGUGCAUGUGUGUUUGCUAGCUCACUUGUCCAUGAAAAUAUUUUAUGAUAUUAAAGAAAAUCUUUUGAAA